GAGAGUAGGGGAGAGAGAAAGAGAAGCAGUGAGGGUGGAUAGCGCGCACAGUGGUGAUAACACUAUCUAUCUAUCUAUCCAAAUGACGAGCGUCGCUUUCACGCUCUCCACUCAUCAAGCGCGUCCGUGAAGUGGUGUUUCAUUCCUCACUUUACUUGGUUAUUUUCGCGUCACUAAUUUAUCCGAGCUGUAAAAAGAUUGCGAGAACUAUCGAAGAGCUUCUUCAGACAAUGUAGGACAUGGUUUUGUGCCACGGAAAUCUCAAUGUUUUAUCUUGCGUUUUAGUCUGCGCUCGGUCUCAUAACAAUGUAGUGAAAGUGCGCGGUGACCGCGAGCGCAGCGCACGGGCGAUGUUGACGCUGUCACCUUGCCGCCUGGUUCCCAUUGCUUCUUGACUUUUUUCCCCCUUCCAGUGGAGUAUAAUCAAGACGAACUUGUGAAUGUAAAAGAAGGCGGCAGUUGAGAAGCGACUGAGCCGUCCAGCUGCCCACGCUGCCGCUGGGUCGCUCUGCACAUCCGUGCGCACUUCUGAGGAGAAAAACGGCGAGCAACUAAAAAGGGGACAAGACGCGUCCUUGUUUUUCGUGAAUAAUUCGCCCAGUCCUCGCUCUGGAGAGACGUGGAGCUAUUUCAAGCUUUCGGUUUCUCGGGAUAUAUAACAUUAGAAUGCUAGCAUCCAUAACAUUUGGAGUAAGGUGUCUAACUUAAGGUGACCAUAACGCUCGAGCGUCGACGUUUGUUGGAACGCAUAAAUGGACGAAUACCAGGAGGACUGAUUCGGAAUUGUUGUCUGGAAAAAUGUGGCUGAAACGGUGUUUCACACGCAGUUCCAUGGUUGCUUGGAGACCAGGAAGAAUGCUGGGAUGUAGAAUGUGGAUCCUCUUCAUCCUUGUCCAUCUCACAGUGGAUCUGUCUCUGUGUACACCAGCAGGCAAAGGGCUCACCCUCAAACUACUGCCCAGAUCAGUGCCCCGCCGGCAGCUGCACCCUCUGCCCACUCGGGACAUGCUCACCGGCCAGCACUUGAGGACUCUGGGUGUCUUGCCAUCACUAGGCAAUCACGGGGAGCUGUGGGGCACCAAAUUGUGGGGGCGGAAAAACCAUAGGUCACUCCAAAAACAAAAACUUUGCGCAGAGUGCCCCUCUGACAAAGGGAAGUCAGUUGCAUUACCAGAGGAGAGUAAAUCUGAUUUAAAUCUGCAUUUAUCUCGCUUACGAAGGCAGCUGAAAGGGGACGGCUUUGACUCCCUGGAGGGGAGGACCACCACAGUGGCAGGAUUUAUUGACUGGGGCCCUACAGGGGCUGACGAGGGGCUUGAGGAGGAGGCGAAAGUGACCCCGAAUCCCACCGCCACCUCUUUAGCCCCUUCCACCACCACAGUUACCGUCACUAGCACUACCACACGGAGCCCCCAAAGGACGUAUGCGGUAAUUACAACUGCACAUCCUAAGAGACACAGCACCACACAGCCAAGCAACUCCCGAGUGACUGCCAAACCACCGAAACCUUUUGGGGAGACACCAGGUCUGGCUGUUCACCAGAUCAUCACCAUCACUGUGUCCCUCAUCAUGAUCGUUGCAGCCUUGAUCACUACUCUAGUCCUUAAAAACUGUUGUGCGCAGUCCGGGAAUGGCCGACACAGCAGCCAUCAGAGGAAGAUCAACCAGCAAGAGGAGAGCUGUCAAAACUUGACCGACUUCACGCCCGCCCGUGUGCCCAGUAAGGUGGACAUCUUCACCGCCUACAACGACAGUUUACAGUGCUCGCACGAGUGUGUGCGGGCCGGCAUACCAGUGUACACGGACGAGAUGAUUCAGCACACACCCAUCUACAAGACCUCCUACAAUGGAAACAGACCGUCGCCCACUGAAAGGCAGCUAAUCCCUGUGGCCUUUGUGUCUGAGAAAUGGUUCGAGAUCUCCUGUUGAGGCCCUUUUACUACCUUUGGGUUGAGCCCAUGUCUUCAAUUUGUGCCCUGGAUCUCAUUGGAAAACCUGUUAAUCAAACACAAAAGACUAAAACAAAAAAAAGCAAAACAAAACCACAAGAACAACAACGACAAGCAAUUACAAAGUUGGGAAGCGAGACAAACAGGCAGUCCUGUCGGAUCUGUCGGAUCCCUCUUGAAGAAGACUGAAGAUGUUUAUUUUUCUAGACUGAUGCAGUGCUAUGGAUACCAUCCCAAAUUAUUUUCCAUAGACGUGAUCAUUUUAGAGAUGAUAUACCUAGAGCUGAUAUAUUAUAUACGUGUAUCACUGCACAUGUGGGGUGUGCUGGAGAGGAGAGGCUGCGGGGACGCUCUCUGACACGAUACGUCUGCUUGUGUGGAGAAAAGACUCUCCUGAACUUUGUGCCAAUAAUGCCAUUAUGUGCCACUACAUAUAUAGAUGGGACGUGUUCAGUUUCGUGGAAAAUUACAGACACAUCAAGUAAUUUCAGUGACUGUCUCCCAAUAUCAAUCUGUCGUCCGUUUUUGUAUAAAAAAAGUAUGAAUAUGUAUUUGAAAUAUGUUUUGAAAUAGCUGAGGAAAUGUGUUACAAAUGUCCAAGAAAUAUUUAUAUGGAGCACUAUUCAUUUAGAGGAAAAAAAAUUAACCCAGUGAGGAAUAGUAUACCCAGGUUUUAAUUUAACUACAUUGUUACUAGGCCCCGUUUUAAAGGAAUAGUCUCUAUUUUUAUACAAACGAUGUUAAAUAUGAGUCAGACAGACCCAAUUCAACUGGACUCUUGGGACUGUUAAUCUGCGAGAGGAGGUUCAAUGAAAAGUAUUUUUAAAGCUACCAAACAAUGUGGAAGCCGGAUUCAGUAUUCAUUUACAGCUUAUUUGAUUUACCAGAGCCAUUCAUCAGACUCUUGUUGAGUUUCCUUUUUUUUUGUAUCACUGAUGAGAAAUUAU
Carassius carassius (crucian carp) is the source of this 2896-nucleotide messenger RNA. RefSeq names its product adherens junctions associated protein 1 (gene ajap1). NCBI's taxonomy places the organism in Eukaryota, Metazoa, Chordata, Actinopteri, Cypriniformes, Cyprinidae. The record is from RefSeq and is a predicted model, not a curated record. The transcript has 6 exons. Gene Ontology annotation, molecular function: beta-catenin binding. The coding region runs from base 799 to 1929 and encodes 376 amino acids. Gene Ontology annotation, cellular component: cell-cell contact zone; cytoplasmic side of plasma membrane; plasma membrane.